GGUGAGUAUGGGUUCCAUACUCACCAAGUCAGGAUAAGGUGAGCCUCGCGAGCCUUGUAAUCAAAAAAACGGUUCGGAAUUCGAUAAUAUCGCCGAUCGUACACAAAAAAAUACAUUUACGAUGAAUACACAUCCUGUAAAAUAAACACCUAUCAAUGAGCAUAAUUUAUUUAAAGAUAAAACGAUGCGCACUUAAAUAACGUCCAGUUAACAUUAAUAAUUUCAGAAUUAUAAACGUUUGUCAAGUUAUUUGUGUACCAAGUAUUGUAAGCUACAGUCAUGGACCGAAUUAAAUUUAAAAUAAAUGGCCAAGAGUAUUCUGUUGGUGGUGAGAUAAGUUCAGAUACGACGCUGCUGGAUUACUUGCGCAAUCAACUGGAGCUGCGAGGCACUAAGUACAUGUGCCGUGAGGGUGGCUGUGGCGCAUGCAUCGUCACCGCAUCACCUGAGCCAGGAGCGACUCCAAGAGCUGUCAACUCAUGUCUCGUUUCCAUAACAUCAUGUCAAGAUUGGGAUAUUAUAACAAUAGAGAAAGUUGGCAACAGACUGGAAGGCUACCAUCAAAUACAAAAGACAUUAGCAGAAGAAAAUGGCACUCAGUGUGGUUAUUGCACUCCAGGAUGGGUCAUGGCUCUGCAUAGCUUAUUACAAAGUAAUAAAAACCUAACAAUGAUAGAGAUAGAAAAAUCAUUCGCUAGCAACAUCUGCAGGUGCACCGGGUAUAGACCUAUACUUCAAGCAUUCAAAAAGUUUGCUUUGGACGCCCCCGACAAUUUACUAAUGGACAUCGAGGAUUUGAAAAUUUGUGGGAAGACAAGCAAAUUUUGUAAUAAAAAAUGCAACAAUGAUGAUCAGGAUUGGUGUUUUAUUGAAGAAAACUGUUUGUCACAGGCCAAUAUUAUUUAUUUAGAGCUUAAAGAUGGCAGAAAAUGGUAUAAAGUUACUGAAAUUGUUGAUAUAUUUAAAAUUUUGAAUGAAAAAGUUGAUGAAUCUUACAUGUUAGUGGCAGGAAAUACAGCUAAAGGUGCAUUUCCAAUCGAUGCAUACCCCCAUAUUUUAAUUGACAUAAGUGGAGUUCAGGAAUUAAGCGGAUAUGAAAUCGAUCAAAAUUUAAUAAUUGCUGCUAAUACAACACUUUCUGAAGCCUUGGAAAUUUUUGAAAAGAUUUCACGAGAAGAAACUGAUUUUGGUUACUUACAGAAGUUUUACGAUCAUAUUCAGUUGGUGGCUCACAUUCCUGUUAGAAAUUUAGCUACAAUAGCGGGUAAUUUAAUGACGAAACAUAAACAUCGAAAAUUUGCAUCGGAUACAUUUUUGUUAUUCGAAACAGUCGGAGCUUAUUUGACUAUACUGGACGUAGAUGGUUCGAAAUCUCGGGUCACCAUGGAAGGAUUUCUCAACACAAAUAUGAAUCGGAAAGUCAUAUUGAAUAUAUUAUUGCCUCCAUUGAAUAAUGAGUAUAGUUUAGUUACAUUUAAGAUAAUGCCUCGUUCUCAAAAUGCGCAUGCCAUAGUUAACACCGGUUUUCUAUACAAAUUAAGUAACAACAUAGUUUUGGAUUCACGGUUAGUAUUUGGUGGCCUAUCUCCAGCAUUUACUAGAGCAACCGAAACAGAAAAAUAUUUGGAUGGCAAACCUUUGUUUGAAAAUAGUACUUUACAAGGUGCGCUAAAGAUUUUGGAUAAGGAAAUACUCGUAGAAGAGGAUUCUCCACAGCCAUCUUCUGAAUAUAGGAAGCAAUUGGCCUUGGCUUUAUUUUACAAGGGCCUCCUGACUUUGUGUCCAGAUCAAGAAUUAGAUAGACGCUAUCGUUCUGGAGUCAAACGUAUACACGAAUCGAGAACAGUUUCACAAGGAAGCCAGGAAUUCAGUACAAACCCCAUUAUUUAUCCACUUAAUCAACCCAUUACAAAAGUGGAUGCUCUGAUUCAGUGCGCUGGCGAAGCCACCUUUACAGAUGAUCUCCCUUCAUUUCCACAUGAAUUGUUUGCUGUAUUCGUUUUAAGCACUGUGGGUCGAGGGACUAUAGAAUCAAUUGACACUAGAGAAGCUAUGAGACAGCCUGGUGUAGUAGCAUUUUAUUCAGCUAAAGAUAUACCAGGGAAAAAUUCUUUCAUCAUGCAUGGCCUCAUAGUGUUUACCGAAGAUGAAGAAGUAUUCUGCAGUAAACAAGUGAAAUAUUACAAUCAACCGCUAGGUAUUGUUGUAGCAGAAUCUACUACGAUAGCUGAAAGAGCUGCCAAAUUGGUUAAAGUUACAUACAGUAAUGUCACAAUACCAAUACUAGAUAUCAAGGAUGUAAAGUCCGAUUCUACAAGAACGAAACUCUUCUUACCCAUUCCUGCUCUAGGCAGAGGUUUAUUUGUAGACAAAACUUUCAAGAAUACCUACACGAUAUACGGGCAAUAUCAUUUUUCAAUGGAAACUAUAAUGUGUGUCACUUCACCAUCGGAGGAAGGCCUAGUUGUCUAUUCAACUUCUCAGUGGAUAGAUGCUGUACAAUAUACAGUGGCAAAAGCUCUGAAAUUAGAUGAAAAUCGGGUAGAUGUGCAUGUAAAGCGUCUUGGUGGAGCUUUUGGUAUAAAAAUAACCCGUGGUGCGUUGGCCGCCGUUGCAUGCAGUCUUGCUUCUUACAAAUUGAAUCGACCAUGUCGUCUCAUUCAAUCAAUGCCUAAUACGACAAGGUCUUUAGGAAAACGUUUGCCUUGCUCAACAGAUGUAGAGGUGGGGGUGGAUAAGAAAGGUCUUAUUCAAUAUUUGAACUAUGACCUCUAUUCAGAUAAUGGUUAUAUUCCGAGCGAAAUCGUAUGUGUGCUUGGAAUUGAUGUUCAUAACAAUUGUUACAAAAGAUUGUGGUGGAACUAUAAAUGUUUUAAUUCUACCACUGACAACGCUAAAAAUACUUGGUGUAGAGCACCAUCGUCUCUAGAAAACAUCGCAAUGGCUGAAACUAUAAUGGAACAGAUAUCAUAUGAGACAUCAUCAGAUCCUUAUGAAGUACGAAAAACUAAUGUGGACUUUUUAUUAUAUAACGAUAUAUUACAACUAGGAGAGAAGUUGAAAACAAAAGCACAGUAUUUCGAAAGAAGAACUGCUGUAAAUAAAUUUAAUGCUGAAAAUAGAUGGAAGAAGAGAGGCCUUAGAUGGUCUUUUAUGAGAUACACUCCUCUUUCACCUGCCGGUUACGAAGUUAACAUGAGCGUUUGCCACGGUGAUGGUUCUGUCAUAAUCAGCCAUGGUGGCAUCGAGUUGGGCCAAGGCAUCAAUACAAAGGCUAUACAAAUCGCUGCCUAUUUUCUGAAGAUACCAAUAGAAAAAAUUCAAGUGAAAAGUACUAAUACUAUCACAGGAACUAAUAGUAUUUUGACAGGUUCCAGUCUUACUUCACAGAGUAUUGGAAUGGGAGUCGAAAAGUGUUGUAAGCAACUGUUGCUAAGAUUAGCUCCAAUUAAAGUUUUAUUAAUCAACCCUCCCUGGGAGACUUUAAUAAAAAUUGCGCAUACUUUGAGUAUUGAUUUGCAAGUUCAUAGCUACGUGAACAAUAUAAUAUCUCCAGUAUAUUAUGUUUAUGGUGUGGCUUUGGCUGAAGUCGAAGUGGAUAUAUUGACAGGAGAGUCGGAAGUUUUGAGAGUAGACCUAAUAGAAGAUGUUGGUCGUAGUGUGAGCCCAAAGAUAGAUGUCGGUCAAAUAGAAGGUGCAUUUAUAAUGGGAUUAGGGUAUUGGACGUCAGAGAAGCUCGUGUACGACAAGAAAUCGGGAGAACUUUUAACAGAUAGGUCGUGGAAUUACUAUGUACCUCAAGCCAGGGAUAUUCCUCGCGAUUUCCGCAUAUAUUUCAGAGAAAAGUCUUAUAGUUCUAAAACUGUUCUUGGAGCUAAAGUUACUGGUGAACCUGCAAUAUGUUUGUCGAUCUGCGUGCCCUUCGCCAUGAGAGAGGCUGUGUCUUCAGCAAGAAAAGAUGUUGGAAUACCCGCCACACAGUGGUUCAAUAUAGAUGGCCCUCAUACUACAGAAAAAUUAUGCUUGUCAGCUGCAACAAGAUUGGAAGACUUCAAAUUCAGAUGAAAAAUGCUCUCGUAGAGAAAACUUGAAUGGUUACAAAACGCUUUUGGCUACUUUUCUAAAAUAACUUUAUUCUGUUGAUAGCUUUGGUGCUUUUUUGUUUAUUGUUGAUUUGGUUUGAUUUUGAUUUUGAUUGGUUUUAGUUAUUUUUGCAAAUAAGAAAUCUUAUAAGAAUGUGUUUUUUCUUAUUAUCCCUCAUUUUCUGCAAACGGUUUAUGAGAUACAUAUGUUUGAAAUUUUUGUGACCAGAGCGAUCAAUAAAUGAUGCCAGAGAAAUCAAAUACUAUAAAUUAUAGAAAAAAAUAUAUUAUAUUCAUGUAGUGAGAGAGAAAGAAUACUAUUCAUUGAGCCUUUCAUUUUCCUGUGGGAGUCGUAAGAAGCGACUAAGGGAACUCGGAGCUUCCAUCCGCUCUACUGGCGCUUAUCGCCCGCCUGGUUAGUUAAUAGCGUGUGCAUGGUGUAAAACUCGUGAAGUGCUCUUUGAGCGAGUUUCGGGGUUAGCCAGCGUACAAGCAGAGCUCGAGUGAGCGUUGCCGCGAUAGACUCGGUCCAGGGGAAGCAGCCUUCGAACUGAUGCCGGUCAGGGAGACCCGUAGAAACGGCUGACUCGCUGGCCGCCAGUGCCACAAUCCAGGGCUCGAGCGUUCUUAACCUACCUAACCUUCGGCUACUUCCCAAAAAGUGUAAAGUAGGUAAGUAUUCUUUCACGAAAUUUUGUGAAAAUAAAAGUAUUUUUCUGGGAGUUAUAAUAACAAACCAAAAGGUCGUUUACAUUGAUUUAUUUUAUGUAGUUUUCCCGAAAAUCGUGGUAAACCGUUUUCCUCCAUAAGAGGUCAAUUAAAGAGAUUUUUUUUUAAAUAUUUCAUAGCUAAAUAAGAAAGAAAGAAUAUUGUCAAUCUCUGUCCUGUUUUUGACUAUUAUGAUUC
Molecule: messenger RNA, 4988 nt
Organism: Chilo suppressalis (striped riceborer)
Lineage: Eukaryota; Metazoa; Arthropoda; Insecta; Lepidoptera; Crambidae
Source: the annotation of a GenBank genome assembly